AUUAAAAAGAUUGAAACAUAUUGGCUCCCACGUCCCCCGUUAUAUUACGUUGUCGUAUCCUUUCGAAGAAAAGUCCCAAUCUGUCCCAUCGUUUCUUCUCCUUUCAUCUUCAAUCUCUCCCUCCUUCUUUUUCUGUCACUGAGCUACCAAAUGGAAGACUUCUGGAAGAGAGCGAAGACAUUCGCCGAAGAAGCGGCGAAGAAAUCGCAAUCUCUAACCACUACCUCCGCCACGGCUAGAAUCGCCGAUCUCGUCUCCGAAACCACCAAGAAAUCAAAAGAACUCGCCGCCGAGGCUUCUAAGAAAGCAGAAGAAAUCAAAACCGCUGCUCUCCGUCAGGCUGAUCAGAUCAAGUCCUUCUCGGAUACCAUUUCCAUUCCUCCUCAAAUCUCAGCAAUUGCCGCCGCCGCGGCAACCGCAACCGCAAAUGCCACUUCUACCGCACUGCCUUCUGCUCCUCAGGAACAAGACCUCGAGAGAUUCGGCGUCACCGAUGAUCUCAGAUCCUUUGUCCAGGGCCUCACUUCCACAACCUUCAAACAUUUUCCUGUCAAUUCCGAUGAAUCUGAAUCUGAGGCUUCUGAUGUGCCCACUUCGGCCUCUAAUGUUCGGAAGGAUCUCAAUGAGUUUCAGGAGAAGCAUGCCACUCUUGUUUUAACUACUGUUAAGGAAAUUUCAAGGUUGAGAUAUGAACUAUGCCCACGUGCUAUGAAGGAAAGACACUUUUGGAGGAUAUAUUUUACACUUGUCAACACUCAUGUGGCUCCUUAUGAGAAGCAAUAUAUGGAAGCGGUGAGAGAAGCAGCAAAGCAGAGUGAAGAUCCUAAGGUAGAGCAAACUGAUGUUGGCGAAGGAAGUGGAAAGGCUGAAGUAACAGGGAAGCUUCUAAAGAGUAAAUCUUCUAAUGCAUCCUCUAUUGAGCAAGACUUGGAUACAUUUCUUCUUGGAGAUCUUGAAGACAGUGAUGGAGCUCCAGAUGAUGGCGAGGGCAGCUUUGAUGACGAUUUUGACAAGAUUGGCAAUUCUGAUGUUGAAGAUGAGAAGCAUGAAAAGAGAACAUCUGCAGCAACAGUUUAGGAUGCAGAAUUACUCUGUAUUAGACACAAGUGAAAAUGAAGUUUGCUGCUUGCAACUAGCCGAGAUAUCCGUCAGAGACCAAUGGUUGUGUAGUAGUCUUGAGUUUUAGAUCGGUGGCUGUGGUACUCUUGUAGGUUUGAUGAACUGGUGGAGAAUGCUUUUGUGAUUCGUUAUUUGUGGACAAUAGUACCCUAUACAGUUAGGUAAGAAGUUAUUGAUUGACUCGAGCAGUUUCCUUGUACAGUUGACAUAUUUGAUGUUAUUAAAUUCUUAUAUGAUGUUUUAUUCAUAACAUAACACCAGCGUAAUAUGAUUCCCGAGCUUAUUACAACUUCAAAA
Molecule: messenger RNA, 1416 nt
Organism: Lathyrus oleraceus (garden pea)
Lineage: Eukaryota; Viridiplantae; Streptophyta; Magnoliopsida; Fabales; Fabaceae
Exons: 6
Coding region: 151-1077 (308 amino acids)
Source: RefSeq, a predicted model, not a curated record